Messenger RNA from Carica papaya (papaya), 1774 nucleotides. Lineage: Eukaryota; Viridiplantae; Streptophyta; Magnoliopsida; Brassicales; Caricaceae. The record is from RefSeq and is a predicted model, not a curated record.
GAAUUUCACAAGACUGUGAAGUUCAUUUGUAACUCCAUAUUUUUAUGUUCAGAAUAUGAAGAUGCGAAGCUGCAAAUUCAUUCUACGCCUUUCUUAUGGCAUAAUUCAGUCUAAACAUAGCCUUCAUAUUGAUAUUUAUAGUAUUAAUAGAGUCUGAAUUUUCCAAACACAUUAUAGUAUUAAUGCCAAAUUCAGUGUGCUGCCUGGAUGAUUUUGCUGUUGCCCUGUCCCUGGUGUUCUGCUUGAAACUCAAGCACAUAUUAUGUUGGUGACAUUCUUAAGGAUACUUCAUUUUUGUGUUUGCAUAACAGGUCAAUUCUGAAGUUGGGUCCUGCUUGGUAUCCAAAAGUGGUUCAGGUGAAGGUUUAUCUGGUGGUUAUCUGGCUGGAGCUCUGGGUAAGACUUAUGCAACUUCUUGUGCCAAGUUGUCUGAAGAUCAGCUGAAAGACAAUACACCUGUCUCUGAUAUGUUAAUUGAUUCAUUUGGACGGAUGCACAGUUACCUGAGGAUAUCAUUGACAGAACGUUGCAAUUUACGGUGUCAGUACUGCAUGCCGGCUGAGGGAGUGGAGCUUACUCCUAACCCACAACUGCUUUCACAAGCUGAAAUUGUCCAUUUGGCUAAUCUCUUUGUUACUUCUGGGGUCAACAAAAUUCGUUUAACUGGUGGUGAGCCAACUAUUCGGAAGGAUAUCGAGGAAAUUUGUUUGCAGCUGUCCAACUUGAAAGGACUUAAAACACUGGCAAUGACCACCAAUGGGAUUGCUCUUGCAAGAAAACUUCCAAGGCUGAAAGAAUGUGGCCUUACUUCCAUAAAUAUUAGUUUAGAUACUUUGGUCCCUGCAAAAUUUGAAUUUCUUACAAGGCGUAAAGGACAUGAAAAGGUUAUGAACUCUAUCGAUGCAGCUAUAGCCCUCGGAUACAAUCCUGUCAAAGUGAACUGUGUUGUGAUGCGUGGAUUUAAUGAUGAUGAGAUCUGUGAUUUUGUGGACUUGACACGGGAAAAGCCAAUUAAUGUUCGGUUCAUUGAGUUUAUGCCCUUUGAUGGAAAUGUUUGGAAUGUGAAGAAACUUGUGUCUUACUCAGAAAUGUUCCAUAUAGUGGUAAAGAAAUUUUCAGACUUAAAGAGACUGCAGGAUCACCCAACUGACACCGCCAAGAAUUUCAAGAUAGAUGGGCAUUGUGGUACUGUAUCUUUCAUUACAUCAAUGACUGAGCAUUUUUGUGCGGGUUGCAAUAGAUUAAGACUUCUGGCUGAUGGAAACUUUAAAGUUUGCCUCUUUGGCCCUUCUGAGGUUAGCCUAAGAGAUCCACUCCGUUGUGGUGCUGAUGAUCAGGGGCUUAGGGAAAUAAUUGGAGCUGCGGUCAAGAGGAAAAAGGCUUCACAUGCUGGAAUGUUUGACAUUGCAAAGACGGCAAAUAGACCUAUGAUACAUAUCGGUGGCUAAAGGUUCCAUGGAGCUAACUUGCAUCAGAAAGUACCAUUCUCUUAUACAGAUGAUGCUGUGGUAUGUAUACCGAUUUACAGCCGGUUGCUUUUGAGCUCUGCUUGCAGUUUCUUUAAUUGAAUUAGAAGCUGUUGAUGCAGUAUAUUAGCAGGGAAUGCAAGACUUGGACAAGUUUACUAUAGAAGAGUUUUUUUUCUUUCUGGAUCCCCAAGUAAAGGAUGUGAUCAAUGUCUUUACAUGACACAAUGACACAGAUUAUUACAUUCUUGUAAUUUAUCUCUAUCCUCAAGUUAAUUUGAAAUGAGAAAUUAAAUUAUUCUAGAAUA